AUGGCAAAAGGAAGCAUCAAGCCUAGAAGUUCAAAGCAAAUUCGACACAGACCUGGUAAGAUUUUGAUUUAUAUUGUUGUAAAGAGCAGCUUCUAUUGUUGUUUGAUCCUCGUAUUUUAAAAUAAAUUUAAGCAAAUUUUUGUCAAACAAGAAUACGAGAUUAAAGCAACCCUUUGAUAAGAUGAUUUUCCAUUGAUUGAGUAAAUUUUACAAAGUAAAUGUAAAUCUUUUCAAAUUUUAUUGAUUUUGUGAUUUCAGUAGUAAAACCGUCCACGUCGAAGCCAGAGAUUCUGUCGAAAGAAGAACGAGAAGAGUUGAAACGAUUAGCUGAAUGUCUCCCCAUGGUAAUGCAACAAAAGAACGAUGAUCCAGCCUCUAUCGUAUUCAACGCUGCCAGUUACAUCGACCGGUUGGUAUCUACGAUCACUGCCAAAGUAAAAAGUGGAGCAUUACCGCCAGGUAAGAUAUUAUUUGAUUUAUUAUAGGUAUUUUAUAAGAACUUCUACUUACUAUUAAAAAAGCUGUCAUAUUUUACUGCGGUACUGAAUAUACUGUGUUUAAUUAGAAUUGCUACAGACAUUUCGACAAAAUUUCAAUUUUUUGUAAUUUUUGAGUUAAUACAUGUUAUGUUAAUAUAAAUAUCUUAUAUUUUCUUUUUAUCAACUUUAAUUUUUCAGAAGCACUACAAAACAUAGCCCCGCAAGUUACAGUAACCCGACGGCCGCAGAAGUCGCAGAAAGUGACGCGACGUCGCCGUUCCUAA
Bursaphelenchus okinawaensis is the source of this 763-nucleotide messenger RNA. The record is from the annotation of a GenBank genome assembly. NCBI's taxonomy places the organism in Eukaryota, Metazoa, Nematoda, Chromadorea, Rhabditida, Aphelenchoididae.